Drosophila sechellia is the source of this 2915-nucleotide messenger RNA. RefSeq names its product homeobox protein unc-4 (gene unc-4). The transcript is spliced from 4 exons. Lineage: Eukaryota; Metazoa; Arthropoda; Insecta; Diptera; Drosophilidae. The record is from RefSeq and is a predicted model, not a curated record. Gene Ontology annotation, biological process: regulation of DNA-templated transcription. Gene Ontology annotation, molecular function: DNA-binding transcription factor activity, RNA polymerase II-specific; sequence-specific double-stranded DNA binding. Bases 371 to 2167 code for a protein of 598 amino acids.
UUGAAUUUUCAUUGCGAGCGCGUCUGCCGCUCCUUCACGCUCGCCCUCUCGCUCUUUCGCUCGCCCACUGGCCCAUUCGCUCUCUGCCGAGAAAAAAGCUGAUAAACGGUAGACAAAACCAAACGAAAGCAAACCGAGACCGAACUUUUGCCCAAGUGCAGUUUUAUUUAAUCAGUGUGCAAAGACGCGUUGUUUGGUUAACGCCGGCCGACGGCUCAGCGAAGCAAAUAAAUAAAUACAAAUAGGAAACACACAUAUUUUUUUUAAGUCCUACGCGAGUGAACACCUAGCCCCUGCGCAAAAUAAAACCCCCUUCUACCGAAAUUGUGCAUAAAUAGACCUAUUUUCAUGGCCUAAACUACGGACCAUAAUGGUUUUGGAGACCUCCGAGGGCGAUACCAAAAAGUUCCUGACCAACAACAAUAACUCGAGUGCCAGCCGAAAUAACAACAGCCACAAUAACAACAACAACAAUCACAGUCCCAAGGAAAUUCCGGAGGAGACUGGCCGGAGUAGCAGCACCAACAGUAGCAGCAUCCCCAACGCCCACCGGACCACCGCCGGUCAGCAUCUGUUCGGUGGCUCCCCAUCGAGCGCCUGCUCCACAUCCGUUUCCGGUUGCGGCAUGCCCUCCGAGGGCCUCCAUCCGACGGCCGCACUCCAGCUUUAUGCCGCCGCCGCCCAACUGGCGCCUAAUGGCGUCCGCGUACCGCCCUGGGGUCCCUUCCUACAGUUCGGGGUGCCGGGCGUCUUUGGUCCGAACGGACCCUUCCUUGGGCGACCCCGUUUCGAUGCCGCCUCCGCCGGCGGACAUCCGAAUUCCGCUGCUGCCGCCGCGGCCGCCACGCAAAUGGCCGCUGUGAAUGCCAGCAAUGCGUUCGCCAAUCUAACGGGACUGAGCGCGGCGGCGCUGCGGAACGUAAGUGCCGCCCAAACGACGGCGGUGGCGGCCGUCGCCAGUACAGUGGCCACCAUCCAGCACCGACUAAUGAUCGGCAACCGGCAAAGUUUGCCGCCGGCGGGACCACCCAGCGAAGGAUCCAACGAGGAUGGCGAUUUCCCCAUUCUCCGUUUGUUUUCCCUAGGUUUUCCCGGCGACGGCGACGACGACAGCAGCGCGGCCAAGCGGCGCAGGUCGCGCACCAACUUCAACUCCUGGCAACUGGAGGAGCUGGAGAGGGCCUUCUCCGCCAGCCACUAUCCGGACAUCUUCAUGCGGGAGGCCCUGGCCAUGCGGCUGGACCUCAAGGAGUCGCGAGUUGCGGUAUGGUUCCAGAAUCGACGUGCCAAGGUGCGUAAGCGCGAGCACACGAAGAAGGGACCCGGCCGCCCCGCCCACAACGCCCAGCCGCAGACCUGCAGCGGCGAGCCCAUUCCGCCCAACGAGCUCAAGGCCAAAGAGCGAGCCCGUCGUCGAAAGAAGCUGGCCAAGGCCAUCGACCGGCAGGCGCGAAAACUGCAGGCUAAGGGCAUCACCGUGGACCUGGAGGCCCUCAAGGCCGAGUACAUAUCACAGCACAAGGCGAACGGCACCUUCUCCGAUUCGGACCUGGAGGACGAUGGCAUCCAGAUCGACGUGGUGGGCGGCACCGACAGCGACGACGAGGGCGACAGCGACGUCGUCAGUCCGGUGCGUCUCGGUGGCGGAGGAGGUGGUGGCGGUGGCACAGGAGGCGGCGGAGGCGGUGGAGCCUCCUCGUCGUUCCACUGCGGACUGGAUGGCGAUGGCGACAGUUCGCGGGCGGGCAGCUUCAUCGGCGGCGGCGGCAGUCUGGGCAGCCCCAGUUCGGUGGCUCCACCCUCGAUGCUCUCCAAUGGAGCGGUCCAGUUCGGCAAGCUGGAGCCGAUGGAUGGCAAUGAGUCCGAGGAGCGGGACAGGGAGCGCGACUCGCCAAAGCCGCUUCUCUUUCCCGCCAAGGCCUUCCACCAACUGAACCUACAGAGCAGCCAACAGCACCACGGUCUGUUGGUGGGGCAGGGUCAGGGAUCGGGAUCUGGACACGGGCACGGGCACCAGCACAACCACCAUCAGCACCACCUUCACCAUGGCAGUGCAUCCGCCUCGGCGGCGGCGGCAGUGGCCAAUCUGGUGCACCAGACAUCGCCGAUCAGCAUGCGCCGGAGCAAUCCCUUCAGCAUCGAGUCCUUGCUGUUCAACAACACGUGAGGCAACCACGCGAGGAUCACGAUCCGGCCGAAUCCCCUCGAGACCUCUUUGAUUUCCGCGUUCCUAGAAUAUUUUGCUCAACUUAUUUCCACAUCUCCCACUCUAAGUUUCCCCAUUUGUAUGUAUCUUCGGUUCAGAGCUUGAAUAUUCCCUAAGUGAUUUAUUUAUUCAAAUGUAAUGUGUAGUGCAUUUUUUUUAUUUUUAUUUUUAAUUUUUUUUUUUUUAUCGUAGACCUUGUUCCCCGAGAGAGACUAAAUUAGUGUUGUAAAUGAAUUUAUUAUUUGUACUGCGUAUAUAUACUAUAAAUAAUCUUUUUUUUGAGUGGCUGAUGCCCAAAGCAAUGCUUGAAACAUGAAUAAUAUAAUUAUGUAAUAGAAGUCUAUUGACUAAGGACAUUUUUUUUCAAAGUGUGAGUGCGAUUGAAUGUGUGUUUCUGUGUGUGCGUGUGAGAGAGCCUGUGUAAAAAUGUAAUUUAAUUUAGCAAAACAAGAGAAAACCAAUUGACGAUGGGAAACACAAAGAAUUGCAUAGAAAUCCACGAGUUAAGUAAGCGAAUUUUUUUUGUGUCGAAAAAAGCAGGCUAGAAUAUUACAAAUAUGAGAGAACCCACACAAUAUUACGUAUAAAUAUGCAAAGAACGGCGAAAUGGCUGCUAAAAUUAUAUUGUAUCUAAAAACUGAUUGUCAAACAAGAAUAAAAUGCGAAUCUGUAAAGAGAGAAAAACCACAUAAACAACAAAUUACGAUUA